Syngnathus acus (greater pipefish) is the source of this 2208-nucleotide messenger RNA. RefSeq names its product B-cell receptor CD22-like. Gene Ontology annotation, cellular component: cell-cell junction. The coding region runs from base 1 to 2208 and encodes 735 amino acids. The record is from RefSeq and is a predicted model, not a curated record. The transcript has 9 exons. Gene Ontology annotation, biological process: cell-cell adhesion. Gene Ontology annotation, molecular function: cell adhesion molecule binding. NCBI's taxonomy places the organism in Eukaryota, Metazoa, Chordata, Actinopteri, Syngnathiformes, Syngnathidae.
AUGGAGGAGGGAGGACAACAGGGACUGUGGUGCUUCUCUUCCAACAGCUGUUCCUUACAAUUUCUGGAUGACAAGCUGUCGAUCAAGUUGAUUGAGCUGAAUCCUGGCCAAAUGGGUAUGACGACGGUUGUAGGUGAUUGGAAGAAUGAUGGCCUGGAGGUUGGGUGCCAGGCGCGUGGCAAUACCGACAAGUAUCUGAGGAAGUACCAGACUGUCAAUGUCAAAUACAGCCCCAAAAUCAUUCAUGUGCGAUUGCGUCAAGGCGUCAAAUACUUCCAAGAAGGCGACGACAUGAAACUCUUCUGCACUGCUAACGGAAAUCCCGACCCCACGUUCGAGUGGUUUAAAGAUAACGACUCGGAGCUGCUGGCCGAGGGGGGGCAGUUGACUGUCCAGUCCGUCACGCCCCAGCACAACGGGAAGUAUAAGUGUGUUGCCAAAAAUGACCACGGAGAAGCGUCGAAGACUCUUGACGUCGACAUCAAAUUUGACAUCAAGAUCCAACCUUCUCGGACUAAGUUCACUCUGGGCGAGGUCAUGACCCUGUUUUGUGAGGUGAAGAGUGGAAACCCCCGGCCCGAUCACUUUGCCUGGUACAAAGAUGGCCAACUGGUGGCGUCUCAGCAAGAUUAUACGGUGUUGGCGGUGCGCCACGAGCACAUGGGGCGCUACACGUGCGAGGCCUUCAACACGGACUUCAAGGACUUGAAAACGACGGCCGAGCGUCUCAUCGACGUGGAAUACCUCCCGAGGAAAACCAACCUAACCCUCUUCGGUUCCGCCACCAUGGUCAAAGCGGGCACAUCGGCCCUGUUACUGUGCUCCGCCGACGCCAACCCCAAGCCCAACGAGUACGCCUGGUCACUCAGCCAAGACGGGAUCUCGUGGGAUCCUUUGGCCCAACACACCGAGGAACAUCUGCUGCUGCGCAAGGUGUCGCCGAGCCAUCGCCCCUGCUACAAGUGCCACGCCGUCAACAAAUUCGGCGCCGGCAAAGACAGCAAACCGCUGUGCAUCCAAGUCGUAUUCCGUCCGACAAACCUGCUGCUGUCCAUGGCCGACAAGGUCCCUGAAAACAAGCAGGUCUCCGUGCGCUGCUCGGUAGAAAGCCUGCCGCUCUCCACACUUAGUUUGAGCAGGACGGCCACUGACCAAUCGUCCAUGCAGUCUGUCGCCACGAAACUCAGCAUGGAGGCACAAAACAACAUUCUGUCCUACAAUUUCACGGCCACCUGGGCAGACAGCGGCGUUUACGCCUGUGAAGCCGCCAACAGCUUAGGAAGUGAAAUUACACACAAGACCCUGGAAGUCACAUAUUCUCCCAAAAAUGUGGCGGUCAAAGCGAGUCCGUCCUUGGCGGUCAUGAAAAAGCAAACAUUGACGCUGCAGUGUGUCGCCAACGCCAACCCGCCCAUUGAAUCGGUGAUAUGGUGGAAGGCGGGCUCUGUCUGCCAAAAUGUGACCGAGACACAAACCUUGACGUUGACGUUCGUCACGCCUGCCGACGCCGGCGACUACGCUUGCACGGCCGUCAACGAACUGGGCUCGGCCAAAUCACCCCCAGUAAAGGUCGAAGUCCACUACGGUCCGUCCGAGCCGGUGCUGUCCAUGGCCACCGAUGUGACAGAAGGCGAGCCGGUGUCCAUAUUCUGCUCAGUGGAAAGCGAGCCGUUCUCCAUCCUCACCCUGACCAGGGUGUCCAACGACUUGCCGUCCUUGUGCGCCAGUUCCCGUCGCAACGCCGUCCAAAACAACACGCUGUUCCACAUAUUCACAGCCACUUGGGAAGAUGGCGGCGUUUACACCUGCGAGGCCGACAAUGGCUUUAGAAGACGAAGCUUGCAAAGGACUUUGCAAGUCUCAUAUGCUCCCAAAGAGGUGGCGGUGAGAGCGCAGCCUUCUCUGCUGGUGACAGAAAACGACACGUUGACGCUACAGUGCGACGCCCUCUCAUCCCCACCCGUCCACUCGGUGAUGUGGUGGAAGGUGAACGGCUUAAGUUACCAAAACGUGUCUCGCAGUCACACUUUGACCAUGACGUCCGUCACGCCCGCCGACGCCGGCUUGUACGGCUGCACGGCCACCAACGAGCUGGGGUCGGCCAGGUCGCCUUCAGUGGAGGUCCAAGUCCACCCUUGGUUCCUGGAGUUCAUCGUCCCUCCCAUUUGCGUGCUCAUUGUCCUGGUGCUUAUUGUCAUCUUCAGGUAG